Messenger RNA from Centrocercus urophasianus (Greater sage-grouse), 9227 nucleotides. It is a transcript of the gene PAPLN, whose product is annotated as papilin, proteoglycan like sulfated glycoprotein. The coding region runs from base 1268 to 5401 and encodes 1377 amino acids. NCBI's taxonomy places the organism in Eukaryota, Metazoa, Chordata, Aves, Galliformes, Phasianidae. Gene Ontology annotation, cellular component: extracellular matrix. Gene Ontology annotation, molecular function: serine-type endopeptidase inhibitor activity; metalloendopeptidase activity. The record is from RefSeq and is a predicted model, not a curated record. Gene Ontology annotation, biological process: extracellular matrix organization. The transcript has 28 exons.
GUCCUUCUGACUGUGAUAUAUAUGUAAGACAAACUAAUGUUCUGUGCCCUGAAACAGGUAGGCUUUAGGCUGCCAAAAGGCUUUCUUAUUGUUCAGAGCAUUGUUAAAUGCUAAUAAAAUGUUAACCAUUUUAUGAUAUCAUGUAUGCACUUUAUGACUCACCAGUACACAGGAAAAAAAAAGCUUUUUUUUUUUUUGUAAGAGGAUGAGAUAUGCUAUUUUUGUGUAAGAACAACAUGUAGAACGCAUUGGAUAUAAUUACAGGUGUUCUCACAGUUGGUAUUAGAGCCUUGUCCUUAGCUGAUACAAGGAGGAAUUGUUCUUCUGGUGUACAAAUGCUGAGCGAAGUACUGAAAAAAUACGCUGGUUUCCGUUUAGAUCUCUGAGAAGCAUUAAAACUGAUGAUAAACUCCUUACAGUACCCACCAUAGCUGCAAAGACUAGACAUUUGGAUGACUGACAGAUAAUUGCUCCGAUCUAGCACAGUCGUUUGCAGUUAUGCCCAUGGUAUGAUGGACUUGUCAGAAGAGCUUAUCUCACUGGAAAUUAUACUCUGCUGAAUGCAGUUUCACUGUCUUAUUUUUUAACUUUGCUAUUGGGUUUGAAAUAGGAUUUGUUGUGCUCCAAUAUCUUUUCUUGGAUGAUGACUAACAGAAGUUACUAGAUGUGUGAGGAGAGACCUUAACAUUAAAGAUUUGAUUGGUUGAGUAGUCAUAUGCAUAGUCUCCGUACAAAACACUUGUUCAUGCUAACCCUACACACUAACAAGCUCAAGUUUUCCUGACAUACAGAUACGAUGUAUGGAAAUAAGUACUGUCAAAAGAUUGUUUAUUUCUCUGCUUAACUCUUAAAGAAGUAACUAAAGGUUUUGCUUUUGGCAUCUGUGGGAGAAAACUGUCUUAGAGCAAGGAGCCAAUCUAUAUUUAAAUCCCACUGUUGUAAGUUUGCUGUGAUCACACAGCUGAGCACGUGCUUCUUUUUAGAUCUCUCCAGGCGCUGCCAUGCGAUCACAUUCUCCUAAGAUCUUUUUUACAAAGUUAAUUUUUGGUGACAGAUGAAAGAUUCUUGGCUGGUGUCCUUAGAGACUCUGGCCCUAUUUCCACUAGCUGAGGUUCUGCCUCCUAAGUUAGCUGAAGUUUUGGUGUUUGAUUUUUAUUUUUUUAAUUCUUAUUUUUCCCUGUCUUUUGUUUCUACUUCUGUUAAUCAGCUUUGUGUUACAUAGCAAUGGAAAUAAGCCCACUAAUUUCUCUGAAGAAUUUCCUGCUUCAUGUCACCAGAGACACAGAUGAAGAACUUGCUCCUUCUGUUCCUGCUAGCAGAGAUGCUGCCUUCUGCAUUUUUAGGCCAUAGGAUGAGGCGGCAGACUGGUGUUUGGGGAAGCUGGGGUGAAUGGGGCAAGUGCAGUCGGAGCUGUGGUGGUGGAGUCAGUGUUCGGCAACGGCGCUGCUACUUCCAAAGGACAGAAAGUGCUUCCAGUUGCAUUGGACCAACUCGAAGCUAUCGCUCAUGCAAUAUUCAGAGCUGUCCGGAAAGUUCCAGAGAUUUCCGGGCAGAGCAGUGUGCAGAGUUUGACGGGACAGAAUUUCAAGGAAAGAAAUACAAGUGGCUUCCGUAUUAUGGAGCACCCAAUAAGUGUGAGUUAAACUGUAUUCCGAAGGGAGAAAACUUCUACUACAGACACAAGGAAACUGUGAUAGAUGGAACUACUUGUGAACCUGGCAAGCGGGAUAUUUGUGUAGAAGGAGUUUGUCAAGCUGUUGGCUGUGAUAACAUACUAGAAUCUACCAAGAAGGAGGACAAAUGCCUACAGUGUGGAGGAGAUAACAGCACCUGCUAUGAUGUGAAGGGUACUUUCGAUGUGCCCAACCUCCCCAAAGGGUACAAUCAAAUGUUCAUCAUCCCUGUGGGAGCCACCAGCAUCCAAAUCAAGGAGGUUAUGCCAAGCAGGAACUUUAUAGCUGUCAAGAAUGUGCAAGGGGAUUAUUAUCUGAAUGGGCAUUGGACAAUUGACUUCAGCCGAACGCUACAUAUAGCUAGCACAGUUAUGCACUAUGAUCGUGGCUCAGAAGGUGAUCUUGCCCCAGAGCUCCUCCAUGCCAGGGGUCCCACCACAGAGCCCUUGGUCAUUGAGCUCAUCAGUCAGGAGCCAAACCCAGGAGUACAGUAUGAAUACUACCUGCCUACACACAGACAGUCCACAGGUUACAGCUGGAGCUACAGUUCCUGGAGUGAGUGCAGCUCUGAGUGUGGAGGAGGCUUCCAAUCCCGUUUGGUGUUUUGUACCAUAGACAAUGAGAUUUAUCCAGACUAUAUGUGCAGUAACAAACCACGACCAGACAGUAACCGGACAUGUGGCCAUCAGGCUUGUCCCCAAACAAAAAGGACUUCUUACAUCUCUCCGCCACAAGCCUGGAGCCACGGUGGAGCACGGAGCUCUCAGAUGAAGAGGUGGAAAACAGGGGAGUGGGGACCCUGCUCAGCUACCUGUGGUGGAGGCACCCAGACUCGCUCUGUUUACUGUGUAGCAUUUGAUGGUCAGAACUCCCAAGGUGUUGUGGACAACGCUGAGUGUAUGGCCUUUGCACAGCAGCCUCACAGCAGUCAGCCCUGCAACAGGAGACAGUGUGCAACCUGGAGCACAGGGCCCUGGUCAGAGUGCUCAGCCAGCUGUGGGGAAGGUGUCCAGACCCGGACAGUCACCUGCAGAACGCAGCGGGGCUCUCAGGCUCAGGACUUUGCUUGUUUGAUGGAACCAAAGCCACCAGCCACCCAGCCCUGCCUUAAGGAGAACUGCAUCCAAGAAGUCGGCUGGCACGUUGGAGACUGGGGCCUGUGUUCAAAGAGCUGCAGUUCAGGCAUCCGGACACGCCAAGUUAUCUGUGCUGAUGGUGACUCCAAAUUCUACAGUGCUGAUAUAUGCAAAGCCAUCCAACCACAGAAGCCAGCCACCCUGGAUAGCUGCAACGUGCAGCCUUGCUACCUGCCACAGCAGGUCCCCAGUAUGCAGGACACUAUGGGAUAUGAUAUCAGUCGACAGUCUUUGCUGACGCGUUACAACCCAAACAGCCCUCCCACAGAUUCUGGUGAUGGAAGGUUGCUCCCUGGGAGCUCUGCAGUUCACAGCAGCUCUAGGAAUCACCACAUCAAUUCCACUGAGGACCAUGGCAUCAACUUGUUGCCUGUUCGCUGGGAAUCCCAGUCACGAUCAUCAAAUUAUCAUCAGCUCAGCACCACUCAGCACCCCACUGCAGGAACCAGAUCUCAGAACUGUUAUCAGACCCCACAUGGCUGCUGUCCAGAUGGACACACUCCAGCUUCAGGCCCUUUGGGGAGAGGUUGUUCCUUCAACACCUGUCACCAGAACAGGUAUGGAUGCUGUCCUGAUGGAGUAUCAGCUGCCCAAGGUCCAAACAACGUGGGAUGCCCACAGCAUGACAGUGAUAUUCAUAUGAGAAGAAAUCAGCCUGCUGCAGCUGUUCCAACAGCAAGCCAAGCCUUAUCCCAGCAGCACCCCUCUGGCGAGUGCCGCAGUUCAGUGUACGGCUGCUGUUUUGACAGUGUCGCUUCGGCUGCAGGUCCUGAAGGGGAAGGAUGUCUCAAUAGGCCCAACUACCCAUAUCCUGUCAUGUGCCUGCUGCCCAGUGCUCACGGCCCCUGUGCGAACUGGACCACUCGCUGGUACUUUGUGACUGUUGUUGGCAAGUGCAACCGGUUCUGGUAUGGUGGCUGCCAUGGCAAUAAAAACAGCUUUGCCUCAGAGGAGGAAUGCAUGAGAGUGUGUCAUAGCUCUGUGGGGAUUAGUCCCUUGGAGCACCAGCCCUCUUCUGGCACAGGAGCCCUGCAACGGCAGGACACUGGCUCUCAUUUUCAUAUGGGUGCUGCUCAGGGUAAGCAGCAGCACCUGCCAAGAGAGUCUUCAAGUCAUGGCCAAGAAGGAAGAUCCUAUGGGGCUUCAAACCCCUCGCAGAACAGACAUGGAGAGAACUACUGGAGAAGGCAGGUGCUGCCAGAAGCUUCGCAAAAAUCUGGUGUGAUGGAGAGCCAGCAAUGGGGCACCCAGCAAAGUAGAUUGAAAAGCCUGAGCCAGCUGCACUUGACAGGGGAAACAGCAGUGCCUGGGCCCUCCCAAAAGCAGAGUAGCAGUGGCCAACAGGUGCUGCCACGUGAAGGCAAGCAGUGGCAUAAGGCUUCUGGAACAGACGUUUCUGUGACAGAGAGCUUUGGGCACCAGGUGUCUGCAGACUCCUUCCCAGCACAGAAUCAGCACAGAACCAUUCUGGAGGAAGCCAAGCUCUCUCUUGUGACAGCAGUCAAGGGACAAAACAUUCAACUGGUCUGCAAGGCAAGCAUGUCCCCCUUCUCCAGGGUGGAGUGGAUGAAGGAUGGCCAGACAGUCUCCUCUGACAGGCACACCUACCAGUCUGACAGCUCUUUAGUUAUCAGCCACGUCAAGCUGGAGGAUGCUGGGACUUACACAUGCCUCAUUUCUGAUGGGAGGACAGAGAGACGGCGGCAGAUUCAGCUACAGAUCAUAGAGUACCAGAGUGCUGUUCUGGCAGAGGGUGAGAGAGGUCAGGUCCUUCACAAGGAAAAUCAGCAGCACCGAGAGCUACCCAGAGACGGGAAGGUUGUACAGGCAGCCGGUUCCUCUGUGCAUCAGCAAUUCACAUAUAGGUUGAGAAUGGACAAGAGCGAGCCCUCAGUAGUGGAGGCCAAAGUUGGGGAGAGAGUCAGACUGCCCUGCACAGUGGAAGCAUCUCCAGCUCUCACCAUUGAGUGGCGGAAAGAUGGGCAGCCCCUCUCCCCUCCCAGACACAGACAGCAGUCAGACGGGGCCCUGGUGAUCAGCCGGGUUAGCUCUGAGGACGCCGGCUUCUUUACCUGCAUCGCCUCGAAUGGACGUGACCAGGACCAGCGGCAGGUCCUGCUCCGACCUCUAGGAGGACUGAGGAUUACUGGUCUUCUGCCAAGCAUUAAGGUAUCUGAAGGAGAAACUGCUCAACUUCAUUGUACAGUGACUGGCAACAAUGUGAAUAUAAGGUGGUCAAGAAAUGGAGUCCCAGUGAGGGCAGAUGGCCGCCGCGUCCACCUGUCCCAGGAUGGAAGCCUGACCAUAAGCAAUGUUCAGUUGGCUGACGAGGGAUCCUACACAUGCAGCGCCUACAGCAGCAGCAACUCUGUCAGUGCCAGCACAGAGGUGAAAGUGCUGAGGAGCAGGCCCAGCACAACUGUGAAUCACGUUGUGGACCCGAGCAGAGAAUGUGUGGACCAGCCGCACCUCGCCAACUGUGGGCUGAUCGUGCAGGCCCAGCUCUGCAGUAACGAGUACUAUGCCAGCUUCUGCUGUGCCAGCUGCUCUCGCUACCAGCCACGCGACAGCCCUCCUCAUCGCAGUGGGUGACAGACACCACCAAGGCCGUGUGGAACAGCAGGUGACAAGACAAGAAUUUUGAACUCUGUUCUUCUACUGUAUGAAACUGUUCUGGCAGCUCAAGAGGGCAGAUUUAAUGGUGUAGGGUGUAAUUGCCAAAAGGUGGGAGAACCACCAUCCUCAGGUUUAUUGCAAACUUCUUUCUUCUGACUCCUUGCAAUGUCUUCCUUGUAUGCCUUGCAAUAGCUCAUCCAUCUCUCCACAUAAUGGUAGUUGCUGCUUUUCACAGAAGGAGGUAGCACUGGGAAUACUCCCUCCAAGUGACUUUAGAGAGAGCAAAUAACCAGAAUGAAAGAUUCUUCAUAUAAGGAAAAGAGAAUAGCUCAAAAAAGCACCAUAGGCUGAAGUGUCUUAAGAUGGGCCUGAGCCGUCUUAACAGAAGGACUAAUGACAGAGGAACAUUUAUAAUGCUGAGGAGCAAAGGAAUCUGACCAUGACAAACAGCUUGGUGCAUGUAAAAUUAGCACAGAGGUGCUGUAAGAUUGCCAGCUCUGGAGAUGCAGCUGUGAUGUCACCUACUGCAGCUACGUACUGUAGCUGUUUUAUUACAGCGCUCCUAAGUAGAAUUUAUCUUUGGGUCAGUUUGGUUUCCACUUAAAUGUAUUCAGCUCUAGAUUGAAAUGCAGAAAGCAAUGCUCCACAGAAAGCUUUGGACAAAAUGGAAAAAUGUAUUUAGCCUUUUCUGAAUGGUAGGGAUCAUUAACAUAACAACACUGUAGUAUGUUCUAAGAUGAUGCAGAUUAAACAUCAGUAUCUCUGGGAAGUAUUAUGAAGUUAGUUUGGUUUUUCCAGAGCCAGAAUCGUGCUGUUGAAUUUAAUGCAAGUAUGGGCUUUUGCUAGCACUGUGCUGGGUAUCAGCUUGGAGAGGAGAGUAAUAUAAACACGUAAAUAGGUGUAGGGAUACUUGUCUUGCUAGAAUAAAUUUCCCAAUGAUCUGCUGUUGCCAGUAAGCUCCAGAAACACUUGGGUCUGCAUGUGGCCAGGGCUGAUUCUUGCUAUUAUGUGCCAACAAACAGGGAUUUCCAGACACAGAGGCAAAGCAGUUAGAGCUAAAAAGCAUCCUUCCUGUCUGAACUAAUACAGAACACAGAGUGGCAGCUGGCAUGCAUGAGGCACUGAAAGAGAAAUCCCUGGGGAUUAAGGUGUGUGUGUGUGUGUGUGUGUAAGAUGGUAAGUAUAGGAUGGUUUGUUGACCCAGCAAAGGCACAACUUCAGUAACUCAAAACAGACUUAGACCUUCCAAGCUUUUCUGCAGUCUCAAUAUUCUUUCUCCAUAGCACUAGCCCUAGAAGCAGCCUCAUUCUGCACUACCUUCUGAGUCUUGGGUGGAUGCUGGUAUUAAUUGGCACCAUUUAUUGGAUGUAUAGAUAUAGCUAUACUUCUUUGCUGGUACAGUGAUGUGUAGUGCUGAUGUUGAUGUUUGCAGGUGGGUAGUAAGGGCUGUUUUUUGCGACAGCUUUGUGUUUUUUAGUGUGUUGCUUUUAGGUUGUGUUUUGAUUUUUUUUCCUAGUUCUGCUUCUCUAAUUUAAGGCUUCUAUGAAAGGAAGCUAAUUCUGGACUGUGAUCACACCACUCUCCUCUCCUUCAGUCCAGAACUGGCACUCAGGGCAGCAGUAAUAUGUGGGUGUAAAUCCCCAGGCUUGGCAGCCUAAAGCUGGUCUGAACUCUAAAUCCAGUAAAUCAGUUCAGCUGCAUCUAAAAAUAAGAAUUACCAACCUAAUGAUUGCCCUCUCUUCAGCACAGGUGUGGGUUCAGUACUGCACACAAUGCUUUAAGAUCUGAACAAAGUGAACAGUCUAAAAGCAGUCCAGUAAAGGAACAAGAGGCUACAGACAGUUAAAAAGCUUUUUUUUUCUUUUUUGUUUUUUUUUAACUGUAUGGUACGACUCUGCUUCUUGAGACCAUGGACUGAUGAGAGGCUGUGUACAUUUCAGUCCUGUGUGGCAGGCACAGAGGGCAGCAAGGGGCUGUGAGCCCCCCCCAGGAAGGUGGUUCCAAGUGGAUGGUGCCUGUAUCAGAUGCCUUUCUCCCAGAAUGAGCUGCCAUUUCUGUAAUACCAUCCCUUUCUUUGUUUCAGGGGCCCUGUUUUCUAAUAGUGCAGUCAGCUUUCAUUUAGGCCGUAUGAUUAGACACAGCAUGGUCAGGGAGCUCUGUCUCCAACCUGGUGAGAGCUGUAGUGGGCAUCUGUGUUCUGACAGACUGGACUUUUAACACUGAAGGAACAUUCUUUUUUUUUUUUUUUUCUCUCAUUUAUUACUUGACCUCCUUUCAGAUGUGUAACCAUGGUAAUAAGGAUGGGAUCUGAAGGCAGUGUGUUGCUUCAAAUACAUGCCAUGGCUCUAACAGUUAGUUAACUAAAGCAGUGUGUUUGCAUUUUCGUAUUUGGCAAGCAGAGAAUUUUCUUCUGUGUAGUAUCACUUAACCUCCUAAUCAAAUGUUUAUAUUAUUUGAGAAUCAAGGUAGUGGUUUUCUUCUCCAAAAAAAGGAUCAUAGGAAGGUCAUUCUAUCCCCUUUACCCUUAUCUUCCAGGCAGAGGAAGGGUGUAGCUAUUUCCAUCUGAUCUCUGGGCACAGCUCUGACAGACCAAGGAACUAGUAGGAGAAAGGAAAAAAAAAACCACAAAAACCACAGACCCAACCAACAUUAGAUCUCUAAGCGUAUGUGACUAUUUGCUAGCUUUCUGAAAGACAAAUAAGCACAGGUACCAAUUCCAAUACCAUAGGGUACUGGGGAUUGCUGCUGGUGCUGUACUCCACACAGGUAUGCUUAAGGUAAGAAACCGGUAAAGAAAAAAGCCCCCAUUUUCUAGCCUACCUCUGUACUUGCCUGGAAAUGGCAACUGCUGGCAAGCUCAAAUGCUAGGGCUGAUGCAAGGCAGCAUUUCUCUCCUUUCAGGUUACAAAGUCUGACUUGGUAUUUUUCAGUAUAUCUCACACCAUGCACGUAAGCACGCAGUAAAAACCAACCACACUGAUAGGAUGGGUAUCAGCUUCCUGGGAGAGCAGAAAGGAGUGAAAAUAUGGUGUCAUCCUGGGCAGCCCUUAGGAUCCUCCUUUUAGUAGCAAAGGAAAAGAAAGCCCAAGUGAGUAUUCCUUUCACCUGUUUUUCAAUGUUUGUAUUUUCGUCUUUGUAAGUGUUCAAUAUUAGAAAAUCCAGUGUUGCAAACCCAGAAACCAAUAUUUCCCUUAAAACCCUCCUUUGCAGAGCUUUUAAACAGCUAUAGGUCAAAUGGAUAUUUGCAAGUUCAGUCUUAAAGUUCAAGGUAACAUAAUGUGGGGUACAAAAUGAGAAGUGUUGAAAUAUCAUGAGCCAGAAGGGCAAAUCCUGAAAAUCAAAUGGGGAGAGGGGAAAUAAAGCUUUCACAGACGGUGCUUCUACCACCAACAUUUAUUUCUGUUAAAGCAGAUUAUAAAUCAUCAGUACAAAUAUAUAUAACUUACAUUUGCUUGUAAGGCCAAAGUUUAAAAGUAAAGUUAAAAUGAGAUGGAUUUCACAAGUCACCAGAGGCAGAACCUGGACCAGCUGCAGCCUUACCACAAGGUUUCACAAAUCCAUGGAAAAAAUAAAAACAAGUUAAAAAAACCUCUAAGAUCUAUUGACAGACAAACAAAAAAUGGGUUCCUAGGCAGCCCCAGGAUGUUAGAUAUGGUUACAGUAAGUUUGUCACAGUAGUGUUAGAACCAAUAGAUUAAGACAAGAAAACUGCAGCAAUACAUGGAAGAAAAAAAAAAUGUACUAUAUAUAACAUGUAGCUUGAUUCCAAUAAAAAAACAGUUAAUUUUCCCCAUGGUUUUCA